Messenger RNA from Vigna unguiculata (cowpea), 2721 nucleotides. It is a transcript of the gene UVH6, whose product is annotated as RAD3-like DNA-binding helicase protein. Gene Ontology annotation, molecular function: DNA helicase activity; damaged DNA binding; hydrolase activity, acting on acid anhydrides, in phosphorus-containing anhydrides. NCBI's taxonomy places the organism in Eukaryota, Viridiplantae, Streptophyta, Magnoliopsida, Fabales, Fabaceae. Gene Ontology annotation, cellular component: nucleus. The record is from RefSeq and is a predicted model, not a curated record. Gene Ontology annotation, biological process: nucleotide-excision repair; positive regulation of mitotic recombination; transcription by RNA polymerase II.
UAACUGCUACCACAGUCUCUUUGUUCCACCUCCCAUCUCUCAGAAUCAGUUCGUACCAGAGGGAGAGAAUAAAACCCUAAAACCUUCUUUUUCUUCUUCGUCUUCAUUGUUCAUGUCCAAUCCCUAAAAACCUCAAUCCCUCUCCCUCUCACACACCUUCAUUCCCCAAACACACAAAUCGCCACUAUUUAGAAUCGAUAAUGAAGUUCGAGAUAGAGGACGUGACCGUGUACUUCCCCUAUGACAACAUCUACCCGGAGCAGUACUCGUACAUGGUGGAGCUCAAGCGCGCCCUCGACGCUAAGGGUCACUGUCUCCUCGAGAUGCCCACCGGCACCGGCAAAACCAUUGCGCUCCUCUCCCUCAUCACCAGCUACGUCCUCUCCAAGCCCAAUUCCCCGCUUAAGCUCAUCUACUGCACGCGCACAGUCCACGAGAUGGAGAAGACGCUCGCCGAGCUUCGCCUCCUCCACGACUACCAGCUCCAGCACCUCGGUCCUGCCGCUCGGAUCCUCGCCCUCGGGCUGUCCUCCCGGAAGAAUCUCUGCGUCAAUUCAAGAGUUCUUGCGGCGGAGAAUCGCGACUCCGUGGAUGCUGGCUGCCGGAAGCUGACCGCCUCUUGGGUCCGCGCGCUCGCCGCCGAGAACCCCUCUGUGCCGUCUUGUGAGUUCUUCGAGCAGUAUGAGAGGGCGGGGUCGUCCGCAGUUCUGCCUCCCGGGGUUUACACUCUGCAGGAUCUGAGAGUGUUUGGGAAGGAGAAGGGGUGGUGUCCAUACUAUUUGGCACGCCAUAUGGUGCAGUUUGCUAAUGUGGUUGUGUAUAGCUAUCAAUAUUUGCUUGAUCCAAAGGUGGCUAGCAUAAUAUCUAAGGAAAUGCAGAAAGAGUCUGUUGUUGUGUUUGAUGAAGCUCAUAAUAUCGAUAAUGUCUGUAUUGAAGCACUUAGUGUGAGUGUGAGGAGGCAAACUAUUGAAGGUGCCAGAAGAAACCUUACUAGGAUGCGUCAGGAAAUUGACAAGUUCAAGGCCACUGAUGCAGGUAGACUCCGUGCUGAAUACAACAGGCUUGUUGAAGGUUUGGCACUAAGAGGAGACUUGCCUGCUACUGAUGCUUGGCUUGCAAAUCCAGCCUUGCCUGAUGAUAUAUUAAAAGAGGCUGUGCCUGGAAAUAUUCGCCGUGCUGAGCAUUUUAUUCAUGUUUUACGUAGAUUAGUUCAAUAUCUUGAAGGACGUUUAGACACUGAAAAUGUGGAGAAGGAGAGCCCUGUUAGUUUUGUUGUCUCUAUUCUUAACCAUGCUGGAAUUGACCAAAAAUCUCUAAAGUUCUGUUAUGACCGCCUUCAUUCAUUGAUGAUGACAUUGGAAAUUACAGACACUGACGAGUUCCUUCAUAUCCAAACUAUAUGCGAUUUUGCCACCCUUGUGGGAACAUAUGCUCGUGGUUUUUCUAUUAUAAUUGAACCUUUCGAUGAACGAAUGCCACACAUUCCUGAUCCUGUAUUACAGCUUUGUUGCCAUGAUGCUUCUCUUGCCAUCAAACCAGUUUUUGAGCGAUUUCAGUCUGUUGUGAUUACAUCUGGUACACUAAGCCCCAUAGAUCUGUACCCUCGUCUUCUGAAUUUUAAUCCUGUUGUCAGUCGAAGUUUUACUAUGUCCUUAACAAGAGAUUGCAUAUGUCCAAUGGUGCUAACACGGGGCAGUGAUCAGCUUCCAGUCAGUACAAAAUUUGAUAUGAGAAGUGAUCUGGGUGUAGUAAGGAAUUAUGGAAGGCUCUUAUUGGAAAUGUCUUCUGUUGUUCCUGAUGGGAUUGUAUGCUUUUUUGUUAGUUACUCUUAUAUGGACGGGAUAGUGAAUACCUGGAAUGAGAAUGGAAUUUUAAAGGAAAUAAUGCAACAUAAACUUGUCUUUAUUGAGACUCAGGAUGUGGUAGAGACUACAUUAGCUCUUGAUAACUACCGCAAGGCUUGUGAUUGUGGACGAGGUGCUAUAUUUUUUUCUGUAGCUAGGGGGAAGGUUGCAGAAGGUAUAGAUUUUGAUCGACAUUAUGGUCGACUAGUAAUCAUGUUUGGUGUUCCUUUUCAAUACACAUUAAGCAAGAUUUUGCUAGCACGCCUGGAAUAUCUGCGAGAUACUUUUCAAAUUAAGGAAGGAGAUUUUCUGACUUUUGAUGCAUUGAGACAAGCUGCUCAGUGUGUAGGUCGUGUAAUCCGUUCAAAGGCUGAUUAUGGAAUGAUGAUUUUCGCAGACAAAAGGUAUAGCCGUCAUGACAAACGAUCAAAAUUGCCUAGUUGGAUUCUCUCUCAUUUACACGAUGCCCACCUGAACUUGAGCACAGACAUGGCUUUGCAUAUAGCACGUGAGUUCCUCAGGAAAAUGGCUCAGCCAUAUGAUAAAACUGGUGGCACCGGCAGGAAAACCUUGUUGUCCCAGGAAGACUUGCAGAAAAUGGUUAUCAGUGGCAUAGAUGAUAUGAUGUUCUGAGGCAUCAUCACUCUGCUUGUCCUUACUAUUUUUGGAGCUGGUUAUUAAUUCCACAUGUACUUCUCAUCUUCACAGAUAUAAAAGAAGUGCAAUUUUGAUGUGAAUGGUUAGUUUCUUGGAGCAAUCCAUAAUGAUGUUUUUUGUAGUACUUAAUCAUGUUUAGGCUUGCAGUGAGACCUUUUGCAUACUUAUCAUGGGUUCCAUUAUUUAACCUAUUUAUCAUUCUAGUUUUUUAUACUUUUGA